UAAAGACGAGCGUCAAAUUAUUCUUCUAGUAUUCUUUUUAAGACAGUGGCAUCAGUAAUUGAUCCAAAUUACUAACUUCAAACUACUUGAGAAAAACUUGUUUAAAGUACGACUGACCCAUUUCUUCAUUUGGGAGCUGCUGUAAUCCUGUUCCGCUUCAAGUUUCUUGCACAGUUCAGCAGCCUAUGAAAAGGAAUAUUGCGAUUUACGCGCAGUCGAUGCCUUCGAGAUCCACCCCUAUCCUCAAAUGCCAGUCUGUCUGACUUUGGAAACCUAUUUGCCAGACUCCGAGCGCGGACCAAGAGAGGAGGAAGAGUCCGAUGGAAAAUCAUGCAGCACUUUGAACCCAUGGAGACAUGGCACAUAGGUUUCUCUCAUCUACGAACAGGUUUAGCGCCAGAUUCGCCUUUAUAUUUACUGUGUUACUGUCCUGCACCUAUUUAUGCUACAGUAUUAUUUUUUGUCGCAGCACAAUCAUGACACACCAGGGUUACGAGGGGAAAAGAUGCCCACCGAGUAAUAACGCUGGAGGGAAGAAACUUCUUGGAGAAUUAAACAAUUGCGCUCCGCUGGAAGUCAGGUCCGCUCUAGAUGAGUCUGCAGCCCAGGGAGGAUCAAGUAAUCUCCGCGACCAAAGUAAAGCCUCUGCUUCGUCUGGUAGCCACUGGAGUGACACGAAGUUGAGUGGCAUGAGUGUUGCGCAAAAAUAUGGGAAUAAGAAGCUGCCUAAUGCGUUAAUAGUCGGUGUAAAGAAAGGAGGCACCCGGGCGGUGCUGGAGUUCAUUCGGAUCCAUCCAGAUGUGCGCGCACUGGGAACGGAACCGCACUUUUUCGACAGAAACUAUGACAGAGGGCUUGACUGGUACAGGGGACUAAUGCCAAGAACACUAGACAGCCAGAUCACAUUAGAGAAGACACCCAGCUACUUUGUCACCAGAGAAGCACCCAGACGCAUCUCUAGUAUGUCCCAUGAGACCAAGCUGAUUGUUGUGGUGCGUAACCCAGUCACAAGAGCCAUCUCUGACUAUACACAGACUCUUACCAAAAAGCCCGACAUCCCUACGUUUGAAGAGCUGGCCUUUAAGAACAUUAGUCUGGGUCUCGUUGACACUUCCUGGAACGCAAUUCGGAUCGGGAUGUACAUUCUGCACCUGGAGAACUGGCUGCAGUACUUUCGCCUGUCGCAAAUGCACUUUGUGAGCGGGGAACGACUAAUCACGGAUCCGGCAGGGGAAAUGGGCCGUGUUCAGGACUUUCUAGGACUGAAACGAAUAAUCACGGACAAGCACUUCUACUUUAACCGAACCAAAGGCUUCCCCUGUCUGAAGAAGCCGGAGAGCAGCAGCCAGCCACGCUGCCUUGGCAAAUCCAAGGGCAGGACUCAUGUACAGAUUGAACAGGAGGUCAUAGAGCAGCUGCAAGAGUUUUAUAGGCCAUUCAAUAUCAAAUUCUUUGAAACUGUAGGGCAAGACUUCAAGUGGGAUUGAUUGUGCCAUACAGAAACGGUGCUGUUUAAAAAAAAAUGGCUACCCUUUGGAGAGAAAUAUAAAUGAGGAUAUCGUUAGCUUAAUGUUUAGAUGACAAGUUUAUUGAGCUAUGUAAUACCAUGACACAAUUAAUAUAGAAAAAUACACAACUCAUUUUAAUGUAAUCACAUAAAUGGUUUCACAAUGUGCUGGGUUUGGUCAUUCUGAUGUGCCAUUUCAUAUUCACAGUAUAUACAAAGACCAAGUUUCUUUAUAACACCCAAAUGAAUUCAACAACAGGCAACCAGCAAUUCAUUGACCAAGCCUUUAACCAACAACCAUAACAAUGCCUUUCUGUCAUUUAGUAACACCAGACCUACAUUAAUGACUUUGUUUAAAUAUUCUAAAUAAAAAACAACCAACUUUACUGUUGAAAUGAGAUGUCGACAUGAAAUUGCAGUGAAAUAGUAAAAUAAAAAUCCGCCUGUCAAAUAUCUUGCAGUGAAAUUCAUCACCUUACUGUGGAAAAAAGCUCAUGGACAACAAUGAUAGAUUAAGUGAAUAUGUGUGCUGUAACUGUACUGAGAAGAAGAAGUAGCAGCUAUAUUGAAACAGAUGAAAUAGCAAUGGUAAAGGUUUACCUUUAAACUUCAGCUCUUUAUGUGUCAGUAUGUUUGUUGUGAUCAUCGAAAUAAAAGACACAAGUCUUAAA
This is a messenger RNA of Etheostoma cragini (Arkansas darter), 2178 nucleotides long. RefSeq names its product heparan sulfate (glucosamine) 3-O-sulfotransferase 2 (gene hs3st2). Gene Ontology annotation, molecular function: [heparan sulfate]-glucosamine 3-sulfotransferase activity. Bases 357 to 1487 code for a protein of 376 amino acids. The record is from RefSeq and is a predicted model, not a curated record. NCBI's taxonomy places the organism in Eukaryota, Metazoa, Chordata, Actinopteri, Perciformes, Percidae. The transcript has 2 exons.